AUGCAAUUUGAAGUAGCACUUGAAAAAUGUGGAAACAAUGGUUGGUAUUAAAUAAGAUUAUUCUUAAUUUCAUCACUUCUAACUUUUAUCUUAUCUGCUACAAUUAUGAGUGCAACAUAUAAUUAUAUUGUUCCAUAAUUAUAUUGUAAUGGUUAAGUAAUGUUAAAUUUUAUUCUUAAGCCUUGCACUGAGGAUUAAAAAACUUGUUCAGAGAAAAACUAUUAAAUAGAUCCUGAUUUUAAAUACAAGAAUAUAGUUACAGAGUUCAAUUUAUUUUGUGAAAAUAAAAAGUAUAUUAUGAUUGCAAGCACAAUUAACUUUUUAGGAGCAGUGAUUGGAGGUUCAAUCCUUAGCUAGGUUUCAGUAAUUUAAAUGAUGUAUAAAUUAUUAGGAUUAUUGGGGAAGAUAUAAGACUCUAUUAUUAUCUCUAAUUUUUACAAAUAUUGGAUUUAUUGGAAUCUAUUUAAGUGCAACCAUUGUAGAACUAAUUAUAUUUACUUUCAUAUUUGGAUUCUUUUAAGUUGGAGUCUAUAUCAUGAUCCCAGUCUUAAUUAAUGAAAUCAGCGGAUAUGACAUCAAAUAAAUAUAUUCAACUGGAACUUUAAUCUUUUGGUGUUUAGGGGAGAUUCUAAUGGCUAUUUCAUUUUUUGCUAUAACAAAUUGGAGAACCAUUCAAUUAAUUGUUAUUGUUAUUCCAGGCUUUAUUUCACUAAUUUUAACAUGUAUUUCGAUUCAAGAAAGUCCAAGAUAUCUGUAUUAAAUUAAAGAUUAUGAUAAAGUAAAAUAAUUUUAAAGUAUUAAUAGGCACUUAAUGUUUUUCGUUAUAUUGCUAGGGUAAAUGGAAAUGAAUUUGAUGAACAAGUAUUAGAACAUUCUUAAAUGAAUAGUGUUAGAACUAACUAUUCAAUAUUUGAUUUGUUCAAAUUAAGAUAAUUUGCAUCCUCUUCAGUUGGAUUUAUCUUAAUUUCUUAUGCUUUGCAUUUAAUAUAUUAUGGUGGUUAGUUUGUGUUAUAAGAUAUUUCUAUUGGAAACAUGAUAUAUAAAAUAGGAAUUCUUCUAGGAAUAAGUGAAUUAAUUGGUUAUUCUAUGAUCACUUAUAUGAUACCAAAAUUAUAAAGAAAAUAUAAUCAAAUAUUUUUCUUUUCAAUCUAAAUUCUAGGAUGUUUAUCAUUUUUAUUUUAUGGAAUUUCUUAAUAUAAACUUGAAUGCUAAAGUUGUUUUGAAGAAAUAGUUGUGAUUUUACUAGUAAUAUUAUAUUAUUAUUUAGUGUUGCUUGAUAAGAUUUUUUAAUAGUUUUGGAUUUGGUCUUUUACGAUAGCAUACACUUGAAAUUUAUCCAACUUCAAUAAGAGGUACAGGUUCUGGAUUUCUAUUUACUCUUGGAAUCUUAGGAUCAUUUUCAUCAUCAUAUAUGAUUGCUUUGGCUAAUUAUUUUGAAUUCAAUUAAGUAGCCUUUUUAGGUAUAUGUUCAAUUUCUGGAAUAAUUGGAGCCAUUUUAACUAAAGAGACAUAUCAAAAAAAGUUGAUUGAUGAUGUAGAUGAAUCAAUAAGGGAAACAUAUUUGGAUGAUGGAAUGCUUAAAUCAAAUUGA
Molecule: messenger RNA, 1591 nt
Organism: Paramecium pentaurelia
Lineage: Eukaryota; Ciliophora; Oligohymenophorea; Peniculida; Parameciidae
Source: the annotation of a GenBank genome assembly